AUGGUGGGAUGGGAGGACGGCACGCCGCCACCAGAGGGAUUCGGUGCGCGAGCCCGCCCGCGCGGCGAAUUCUUUUGGGCUGCGCUGCUCCAAGCGCCGCGCUCGCCCAUGCUAGCGCGCGGCGCCAAAAGCCUCAGGGCCUCGUCGCUGCGGCCGGCGGGGCUUCGGUUGGCGUCGGGCGUCCCGGCCCGCACGCCCGAGCAGACCGAGCACCUCGAGAAGCUCGCCGAGGAGCACAACGGCUUCCUGUUCGGCGAAGUGCCACCACCUCCCGGCGAGAAGAGGAAGAAGGAGGACUGGGAGUACUACUACCCGCCCCUGAUGACGUCUGCGCUGGCCCUGUUCCUCUUCACGUGGCUCAACCAGCCGCUCUCUAGCGUCGAGGACGAGGCCAUGGAGGAGGCCAAGCGUCGCAUGGGCUUCGAGCCGGAUGUGCAUUUCAAGCAGUAG
Messenger RNA from Emiliania huxleyi CCMP1516, 450 nucleotides. RefSeq lists its product as hypothetical. Lineage: Eukaryota; Haptophyta; Isochrysidales; Noelaerhabdaceae. The transcript has 2 exons. Bases 1 to 450 code for a protein of 149 amino acids. The record is from RefSeq and is a predicted model, not a curated record.